GAAUAAUCUAAUGAUAUGACAAUAACAUUCAACUUCGGUGGCCGUGCGGUUGUCGCCGGUGUAGCACUAAUACAAACUAGUCUUCAUCUAAAUGCUUCGGAGGCGAACUAUUUUAUCGAUCAAGAAGCGGCGGCGCGAUGAAUUUGAAAUUGAACAAUGAUCUGAGGGGCUCAGCGCACGUGUUGAGGGUGGCGACACCCCCGACGUCCUCGGUGAAGGAGGAGCGCCGGCGCACGGGCCGCUACAUCGCCAUCUUGGUGGGAAUCUCGCUAUUCCUGCUGGCGAUGUACCAUGCGUGGGUGCGCAGGAUUCCAAUCGUCGCCAGCCUGGUGGUGCCCGCGCUCAUCAUGUUCGUGUACGUCGCUUGGGUGCUUUACACCGCAUCUAGAGACAAACAUAGGUUACUGAUGCUGGACGCUGAGGCUGCGCUGGCCUCUCCGGACGCGGCCGAGAACGAUGCGCAGAUCUCUGAGCUAUCUCAGCACAACGACGCCACCACACUCUCCAGCAAAGAUAGCUCCAAGCCCAAUUCCCCAGAAGGCUCCAUUCACAAGGCCUGGCUCGAAAUAUCCCCAAUCUACAAAGAAAACAUGAAAACCGAGGCACCUCGCUUCAAAAUGCCCUUAAUACUAAUCAAUGAUAAACUUCCCGAGGAUUUGGACCAAAAAUGGAUACACAUUGUGGAGUCUAUCAAUAAUGAAAAAUUAAAAGGAUUUCCUGUAAAAAGAAGGUACAGGAGAAGGUUUUGCAGGAGAAAGCAUGUUGUUUUUAAGAGAUCUUAUUCUAUAGCUUAGUAAUACAUUAAAAUUGGUUUUGGAUUGGAAAUUUAUUUUAUUCGCUUUAGUCUUUCUGUUUUUCCCGAAGGUUGACUGCUGGUAGAGAAUGCUUUUAGCUUGCUUGUACCAAUUUUGGUGAAUAAAUAAAUAUAUUUUAUAUGUGUGAUAUGGCGAUGAUAAUGAUGUCCGACAAAUUUCGAUCAUGGCGGCAUUUCACAAAUGUACUCGUUGAACGCUUGCGUGUGGCUUAUGCAAGUAGCCAAUCUUAUUCGGGAACGUUCUCAUGCCUUGCGGGCAUGUAAGCAUAUCUUAUAUAAUGAAUAUUGUAGGUGUAAGUUUUAUUAUAAAUAUUAAGUAUAUAUAUUUUAGAUAUUGUAAUAAAAUAAGAAGAAGUUAAUUAUAUAGUUAUAAGUAUUUUAAAAUUCAACUAAAAAAAAGCUUAUGAAAGCAUAUUAAAGUAGGCACUGAAAAACCAAUUUGACCUGUUUUAAUUUGUCCACAAGAAUUAUGUCACCACAUAAUGAUUGCAUAUACACAAUUAGUCUAAAUUAAACUUUCUUCUUCAAGACAAAUUAAUUAAAACACUUAAUAUAACUUUUGCUGCAUUACAAAGCAUUGAGAUAUCUAAACGAAUUGGUUCGGCAUUGAAUACGAAUAAAUAAUAAUCUUGAAAUACAAAAUUUAUCAAAUUUAUACGACUUCGUUCAAUAGAACUGAUUUUAUAAUUUAAUUACUCUGAGAUUGCCUACGAUCGAUGGGUUCUACAAAACAUAGAAUGUAAAGGUACAAAAAUAACUUUAUACAGAUAUUUCGAUAAACAUUGAGUUGAAGUAUGUUUGAAUUGAAGGAAGAAUUAAUCUACAUUGUAGUUAUAGUAGAUAAUGUCGAAUUCAAUCUUCGGAAUAUACAGGUCCACAGAUUUCAAAAUGUAUCUCACCAAUAGAACGGAAUUUUGCGAUAGACAUAGAACCAAAACAUACGACAUAAAACGAUAAGAAUUUUAAUCCGUGUUUCAUUAAUUUAUUAAUAAAAACAAAACAGGCCUUCAACCGAAGCACGUUGACGACUUACCUAAGUAAAAUGAAAAGAAAAAAUUCUCUAAGUUUACUACAUAUACUUACUUGUAGUGGUGCUCUGGUAAUAAUUCCUAAUUGAUUAUUGCGGUUUCCUUUUAGCCGCAUUGCGGUAGCCAUAUCAUAGUAUUGUUGUGUUUCAAAUUGGUACGUAAGCUUCAGAUCUGUGAUUGUGUGUAAUGUACACCUACUAUUGCUUUUUAUUUUGUUGAGUUUUAUGUGUCGCACGCGUUAGGUGUAUCUGCGACAUUGGUGUACGUCGAUAAGUUAUCAAGUGAUUUCAAUAAAAAAGCUAAAGUUUUUAAACAGCUCGACAAAGCUAUGAAAUUGUAUGAAUGUAGAAUUGAACUGUACCUUUAAAUAAGUACAUUUUCAGAUCCAAACAAUAAUUAGAUUGGCAACUGGAAAUCAGAAUAGAAUGAUGCAAUUGCAGUCGAAAUAAAGAAACUUCAAAGCGACCGCAUUUGCAAUUUCUGUUUGAGCGUGUCAAGUGCAAUAUGUACUCCAAUUUGUCAUAGCAACGACAGAGCAUCAGCAUCAGAUCAGUACCAUUCCAAGAAGCUCAAAACAAAUUUUGAAUUCGUUUGAAAUUAAAACAAUAUUUCAAUUCACCGAGUAGGUACACAGUUAAAAAUGUACAAGUGUUAAGUCAUACUUUAUUGAUCUUAUACCAAAAAUGUUAUUUUUUUAAAUCGAUUGAUACUUAACAUAUGCUGUAUACAUACCAAUAAAAACUUGUCUAUUACGACUAGUCCAAGUGCAAGUGCCAAUUUUUUUAUUAUUA
Molecule: messenger RNA, 2633 nt
Organism: Plodia interpunctella (Indianmeal moth)
Lineage: Eukaryota; Metazoa; Arthropoda; Insecta; Lepidoptera; Pyralidae
Exons: 4
Coding region: 138-794 (218 amino acids)
Source: RefSeq, a predicted model, not a curated record